CAGCUUCAUCACAGCCCAACCUCCUUCUCCUCCUCCUCCUUCCUGAUUCCUUGGACCGACUACAUCCCGCCAACCCGAGUGGAAGCGGUUCGGUUCGGUUCGGACGGGAGGCUGGACCCGCCGCUGGAUGACAGCUGUUCCCUGCAGAGGUGAAGGACCAACAGAGCAGCCUGUGUGGAGCGGGUGGUCUGUUCCUCAGAGCGCCAUCCAUGGGCCUCGCCUCCCGGGCCACCGCCUUCAUCCCACCCAUGUCCAUCAGAGCCGUCGGCUGAAAGGAUUACGCAGCCGCCUGCAGAGAUCAGCAGCUCGGAUCCAGGGAAGGAGAAGGAAGCUGCAGAGGAAGACCGGAAGCUUCCUCCCUCGGUCCUGUCCAGAACCAUCGGACUCAUUCAGCGGUUUUCCAUGUCGAAGUCGGCCCAGAUGCCGCUGACCAACAUCACGGUGCCAAAGCCCUCCAUCUCCAGGGUGCCCAGCAGCAUGGAGGGCAUCAACCACGAGCUGGAGAAGGUCUUCAUCAAAGACAACGGAGACAAGGAGGAGCUGAAGUCUCUGGAGGUUCCCGAUGGCCGCCGGGCGCCCUUCCCUCCCCAGCAGCGCAGCAGCAGCUCUCGCGGCGUGGACACCCAGACUCCGUCGGCCCCGGGGCGCUCCAGCAGCUGCUCCAGCCUGUCGCCGUGUCCCUCGCCAGCCUGCCCCCCAGGAUCGCAUGACGGCAGCCCGUACUCCACCGAGGAUCUGCAGUAUGACCGCGAUAAAGACAGUGGAAGCAGCUCUCCGCUCCCAAAGUUCGCCUCGUCCCCCAAACCCAACAACAGCUACAUGUUCAAGCGGGAGCCUCCGGAAGGCUGUGAGAAGAUCAAAGCUUUCGAGGAGAUGAGCUCCAGGCAGUCGGCGUCGGCGCCUCUCUUCUCCUGCCCCGACAAGAACAAGGUCAACUUCAUCCCCACAGGCUCCGCCUUCUGCCCGGUCAAACUCCCCGCCUCGCUGCACCUCAGCCCCGCCUCCGAGCCCGAGGAAGACGAGGGCCAGGGGGAGCCCCGGGGGGCUUCCUCGCUCUAUGGCGCCCCCCCCGCUCAGGUUUCCACCAGCACAGACGACCCCCCCGAGGAGCCCAGCUCCCCUUCAGAGACUGCAGAACCCCAGACGGACAGCUAGACCCCCCCCACCCCCCACUUACUGUCCCACCAACACCUCCUGCUUUACCAGGGGAGCCUCUGUCUCUCUGUGCUCCCCCCCACCCUCAUUCUAUCACUGCAUGACGUAGCAACAGUGUCCCUUCAUGUCCACCAUCAGUCGGCCACCUGAGCGCCGGGGGGGGGGGGGCAGUUUGAGUCAGAAACACCCAGAAGGCCAAUCGGCUGCCCCCAUCCGCCAUGACGACCAUGUUUACGCCAUCGGCUCAGAGAUCCAACUACGAUCGCUCAGAGUCCGCUUGUGGGCGGGGCUUCAGGCGUUUCUCCAUUACGGUUCUAAACUCAGGUAAUCUGGAAAGGUGUGUCCAUCAAAGAACCUGCAGCUCAAAGCAGGAGGGAUCCGCCGUCAUGUGUUCCUCUUCAUUCCCGGACAUUUGGUUCGACCAAUAAGGAGCAUCCCCUCCAAACGGGCGCUAUCUGGUACCGCUGCCAGCGGGUCGGAUUACGACAAAAAUACUGUUUUUAAUCUGCAGUUCCAGCCCAGACCUUUGGUAGAAGUGGAAAUUAUCGGUCCAAUAGUAGUUACUGUACCUCUCGUGCACAGAGCAGGUUCUGAUUAAAGCAACACUACGUAACCUUUGA
This is a messenger RNA of Cyprinodon tularosa, 1775 nucleotides long. It is a transcript of the gene glcci1a, whose product is annotated as glucocorticoid induced 1a. Gene Ontology annotation, biological process: podocyte development. The record is from RefSeq and is a predicted model, not a curated record. NCBI's taxonomy places the organism in Eukaryota, Metazoa, Chordata, Actinopteri, Cyprinodontiformes, Cyprinodontidae. Gene Ontology annotation, cellular component: cytoplasm. The coding region runs from base 403 to 1155 and encodes 250 amino acids. The transcript is spliced from 7 exons.